Messenger RNA from Eupeodes corollae, 3928 nucleotides. It is a transcript of the gene Dmtn, whose product is annotated as transmembrane and coiled-coil domains protein 2. Lineage: Eukaryota; Metazoa; Arthropoda; Insecta; Diptera; Syrphidae. The record is from RefSeq and is a predicted model, not a curated record. The coding region runs from base 830 to 2788 and encodes 652 amino acids. Gene Ontology annotation, cellular component: endomembrane system. The transcript is spliced from 13 exons.
GCUCAGCAGGCAGUUGAACAGUAGUCCAAGAAAAAUUUCAUGUUCGCUUUGUUUUGCGUUUCUCUCCUCUGUGUGCACAAAGUGUGUGUGUUAUCCAAAGAAGGAAAAACUAAUUCAAUCAAAAGAAAAACUAACAAAAUCUCAGUUUUUCAUUUUCAAACAAGUGCUAUCAAAUCAAACAAUUUUAAUUUCUUCUAAACGCUCUUUAUUAUACACCCUUAAAAUCGCGUGAUUAUCAAAGAAGUAUCCUGGAAUAGCCCCAAAGGCCUACAAAAAAAAAAAAGAAAAAAGGAAGCAAAAAUUCAUUUCGCUUGCGUCUCUUCUUUUCUAUCCUCCGUAUCUCUACAUCGCACACAAGACACAACACAACACACCCGGGUACGGCUACGGCUACGGGUUUGCUGGUGCUCGCCUUUCGUCGUCUUUUGCCUUUCGUCGCCUACCCAUAGUCAUCCAACAACAACACAACAACAGAAAAGAAUUUGAUUUAUUUCCCCUGCUCCUCGUCGUCGCCCUCCCGGUGCUAUUUCUUUCUUAUAGUUCAUUUCAUGUUCAUGUAAAUCGUUUGGCGUGGUGAAUUUAUUAAAAGUCAGUGUUUUCGUUGUUUUGUGGUCAAACAAAUGGUGUGCCGAUUACAAUUGGAAAGAAUUUCUGCAAAAAUUUCCAUGGCCAACAAAAAUCAUUGUUUUUUAAGUUUUGUGCUUGUUUUGUAAAAGUAAAAAACGUCGCUUUCUAAAAAGGAUUGAGCAUAUUCUUGGGAUAUUUUGUCAUCUAUAUUUUCAAGCACAGGUUUUUCGAUGACAACAAUGUGCAAUUACCAGCAGCAGUAAUGGACACACUCAACGUCACGCCAAGCAACAGUAUCUCCAGCACCUCAGGCCGAGUUCAUCGACAUCAGCACCAUCAAACGCGGAAGGACAGCAGUGUACGGUCGUCUAGAUCGCCUUCAGGGAACCGCAGUGCUGUCGAUCAAAUGUCAAGAGAACGGGAUCGUGAUAGUGCUGAACCGUCUGCUUCCUUAUCGUCGAUAGGUGGCGUUACUGUUGUUGGAGGUGGGAGCAGUGUUGGAGGCGGCAGCAGCAGUAGUGCCGCAACAGUUGGAACGGUGACCAGUGGGGGAGCUGGUGGCACUGCCGCCACCUCUGUCGUAACUGGAAGCGGCGGAGGUGGUGGUGGUGGCGGAGUGGGAGUAGGAGUUGGUGGAAGUGGUGGUUUAACUAGCUCAGCAUCAGGUGCCCUGCGGUUUCGGAAUCAAAGUCCAUCAAACCGACGUAGUCGUGAGAGAAAUCGUAGAGAAUUUAAUCGCAGUUACGGAUCGGAUCAGGGAGGCUUACUGGUUUAUGGAGAAUUGCCUUUGGAUGCGAUGGGAUCAUUGGAGGACUCUAGAUUAUCAGUCAACGAAGAUCUUUGUCAUCAAUCGUUUGCAUCUGAUGAACCCGACGGUAACCCUCCAACACUUCUAACUGACAGCAACAAGAAACAUCACCGACGUCAUGAAAGGACAACCAGCCUGCAGGCCAUAGAUAGACUAAGUACAAAAAUUCAGUGUACAAAGGAAUCAAUUCGCAAAGAACAAACUGCCAGAGACGAUAAUGUCAAUGAAUAUCUCAAAUUAGCCGCUAGUGCUGAUAAGCAGCAAUUACAACGAAUAAAGGCUGUCUUUGAGAAGAAAAAUCAAAAGAGCGCACACACAAUUGCCCAAUUGCAGAAAAAACUCGAUAGCUAUACGAAACGGUCCAAAGAUAUACAAAACCAUCAAUUUCAUAACAAGAGCCAACACCGUCAACCAAGGGAGGUGUUACGAGAUGUGGGUCAGGGUUUAAGAAAUGUUGGUGGUAAUAUUCGUGAUGGUAUAACAGGAUUUUCUGGUUCAGUGAUGUCAAAACCCCGAGAAUUUGCACAUUUAAUUAAAAACAAAUUUGGCAGUGCUGAUAAUAUCAAUCAAAUGACAGAAGCUGAACUAAAUGCUCUUAACAUGCCAGUGAAUUCAUCAGAUGUUUAUGGCAUAUCAACGCCCAACAAUGCAAGUAAUAUUCCUGCCCAAUCAACGGGAUCUGGUAAUACAGGCGGAGCAGGUAGUGGGAAAUUCAAUAGUGACAACGGAAGCGAAUGCAGUAGUGUUACGAGCGAAAGUAUUCCAGCUGGUUCUGGAAAAAGCCAAUCAGGAGCCAGCCAAUAUAAUGUUAUUUAUAAAACUAUUCUUACACAACUACAAGAAAGGAAUGAUGAGCUUGAAAAGCUCAAAGAAAGAGUCGAAAGGCUAGAGAAUACACAAAAAGAGUUUAACAAUUUGACAGCAACGUUGGAAAGUGAACGAUAUCGUGCUGAAGGCUUAGAAGAACAAAUCAAUGAUCUGACCGAAUUGCACCAAAAUGAAAUUGAAAAUCUCAAACAAACUAUAGCCGAUAUGGAGGAAAAGGUACAAUAUCAAAGUGACGAGAGACUGAGAGAUGUUAACGAAGUUUUAGAAAAUUGCCAAACAAGAAUUUCUAAAAUGGAACACUUAUCGCAACAACAAUAUGUCACUGUUGAAGGAAUUGACAAUUCGAAUGCCCGUGCCCUUGUUGUUAAAUUAGUUAAUGUAGUUUUAACUGUAUUGCAAGUAGUUUUACUAUUAGUUGCAACAGCUGCUGGCAUUAUAAUGCCAUUUCUAAAAACGAGAGUUCGUGUUUUAACGACAUUCUUCUCAAUAUUUUUUAUAAUAUUUGUGAUACGUCAAUGGCCGGACGUUAAGGAUAUUGGAUCCGGUCUAGUGCGACAUUUAAAAGAGUCUUUGGUUGUUAAGUAAAAUAAUAAUGAAUACCUAAACAAAAACAUUAAAACAAAUAAACUAAAAUCCUAAAUAAAAUUUAAGUUUAACAAACAAAAAGCAAAAAAAAAGAAAACUACUACUAUGCAGGGCUUAGUACACCUACAUUAUAUACAUGUAUUUUUUAUUUGAUAUGGAUUACCUUUUUACUAUAAAAUAAUUUGCAAAAAUACAACAAAAACAAAGCAAAUUUAGGCUUACAAAUAAUAGAAACUCUCAUCGAUCACAUUUUCCUUGCAUCACUCAAUGCAUCUUUCUCUCUUUCGCAUAUUGUAUACAAAAUAAAUAAAUUAAAUAACAAUAAAAAUAACAAUUCAAAUAAAGUAAAAAAUUUAAAACAAAAUAAAAUACAUACAAAUGUAAAUAAAUCAAAUAUUUCGAAAUAUUAAAAAUAAAUAGUGAUAUUAAAUAUUUUUGUAUUAUUCUUUUGUAUAUACAUAUAAAAAAAAAACAACAAAAAACAUAAUAAUUGUAACAUUGCUUUUUUAUUUUUUAUUUUUCACUUCUGAUAAAAUAAUAAAUAAUAUUAAAAUAGCAUAGUAAAAAUGUAGCGCAUAGAUGUUAGUGUAUAUGUUACUUUUUUCGUUAAAUUGAUAUAAAGAAUUUUUACACGCUCACUUCAUGGCACUCAAAUAACAAAGUAAUACAAAAAUGUCUAUAAACCUUUCAAUUAUUUCUUUUUUAAUUUAUAAAUGACGAACAAAAUCCACGUUUCCAAAUAUAAAAAUAUCAAAUUUAUGUUUUUUUUUUUUUAAUUUUUAGUACUUCAUUUUAUUUAACGUUAACGAACCUUUUAAAUUAUGACUGAAUCAUCAAUAGAUAUGUAUCUUCAAAUUUUAUGUUGAAAAACAAAAUUAAGUUUUCGUAAAUUGUUUUGUUAAUAAGUUUUCAUAAAUAUACAUAAAAUUAAAAAGAAAAGAGUACGAACAUUCUUCGUAUUUUAUUUGCAUAUACUUUAACUUAAGAUCUUUUCUUAUCUGAAAAAUUGACGAAAACCCGUAUUUAUCAUAAAAAACAAAAAAAAUAUUGAUAAAAAAGAAAAUGUUUGUGCCCCCAUUAAAAACAGAAAUCAAAUAUACGAGUAAAAAGAAAAUAAAGAAUUGCAUAAAUAUAAUAACA